Molecule: messenger RNA, 2047 nt
Organism: Triticum aestivum (bread wheat)
Lineage: Eukaryota; Viridiplantae; Streptophyta; Magnoliopsida; Poales; Poaceae
Product: disease resistance protein PIK6-NP
Biological process (GO): defense response to other organism
Molecular function (GO): ADP binding
Source: RefSeq, a predicted model, not a curated record
CAUGAUCAUGCCGGCCACCAAGCGAUGCACAUUCCUUCUUUCCACACCCACCCACCAAAAGCAUUCUUGUUCCCUUUACCACUCUUUGUACACUCACGGUCACACCCAUUUUCUUCCAGAUCCAAGGCCCAGCGACCUGUCUCCCCUGUCUGUGCGCCACUGCUUCCUCUGCUUCGCAUCCAGUCCCGCAGCCGCCGUGUUCUGCUGUUCCCUCCACCAGGACCGAAGCAUCAAGGUUGUUCCAGAGGUGGUGACGGGCGACAAAGCUUGCUCCUACAGUCCUACUCCUUCUCCUACCCAUGGAGGUGGUCACGGGUGCCAUGGGCAACCUGCUCCCCAAGCUGGGCGAGCUGCUCAUGGAUGAAUACAACCUGCACAAGUGCGUCAAAAAAGAUGUUGAGUUCCUCCGGAAGGAGCUUGCGAGCAUGCACGCUGCGCUUAUCAAGGUUGGUGAGGUGCCAAGGGACCAGCUCGACAGGCAAGUAAAGCAUUGGGCCGACGAGGUCAGAGAGCUGGAGGAUGUCGUUGACAAGUUCCUCGUACGCGUCGAAGGUAUUCAGCAGCCUCACGACAACACCGGCAGAUUCAAGGAGCUCAAGAGCAAGAUGUUAGGCUUGUUCAAGAAAGGCAAGAAUCACCACCGGAUAGCUGACGCCAUAAAGGAAAUCAAGGAGCAACUCCAGGAGGUGGCUGCUAGGCGUGAAAGGAACAAGCUCGAUGGUAUUGCUCCUAAUCCUGGCGAAGCAGUUGUCAUCGAUCCUUGUCUCCGUGCUCUGUACAUAGAAGUGACAGAGCUCGUCGGCAUCUAUGGGAAGAGGGAUCAGGACCUCAUGAGGCGUCUCUCCUUGGAGACCAACGAUGAUGCCUCUAACAAGAGACUGAAAAAGGUCUCUAUCGUUGGAUUUGGAGGGUUGGGCAAGACCACUCUUGCCAGAGCAGUAUACCAAAAGAUUAAAGGUGAUUUUGAUUGUGGGGCAUUUAUCUCCGUCGGUCGGAACCCUGACAUCAAGAAGGUUUUCAGGGAUAUCCUGAUUGAUCUCGGCAACUCUCACUCAGAUCUUGUGAUACUGGAUGCAAAUCAGCUUAUUAAAAAGCUUCAUGAAUUCCUAGAGAACAAGAGGUACCUCGUCAUAAUUGAUGAUAUAUGGGAUGAAAAAUUGUGGAGCUACAUCAACCUUGCUUUCUCUAAUAGUAACAAUCUAGGCAGUCGGCUAAUCACCACAACCCGCAAUCUCGAUGUCUCCAAAUCAUGUUGCUCAUCGGCUGAUGAUUCAAUUUAUCAUAUGAAACCUCUUUCUAAAGAUGACUCCAGAAGGCUCUUCUAUAAAAGAGUAUUUGCCGACGAGAAUGGAUGUCCAAAUGAAUUUGAACAAGUGUCUAAAGAUAUUUUGAUGAAAUGUGGUGGGGUACCACUAGCCAUCAUUACAAUAGCUAGUGCUUUGGAGGUGAAACUAAAGAGUGAAUGGGAUAUUCUGCUCCAAUCCCUUGGCUCUGGACUAACAGAAGAUAACAGUUUAGAGGAGAUGCGGAGAAUACAAUCUUUUAGCUAUUAUGAUCUACCUUGUCAUCUGAGAACUUGUCUAUUGUACCUAUGUAUAUAUCCAGAAGAUAGCGAGAUUGAUAGAGAUAGACUGAUAUGGAAGUGGGUGGCCGAAGGAUUUGUCCACCAUGGAGAUCAAGGGACUAGCCUGUUUUUGCUCGGAUUAAACUACUUCAACCAGCUCAUUAAUAGAAGUAUGAUCCAGCCAAUAUAUGAUGAUCUAGGUCAGGUACAUGCUUGCCGUGUACAUGAUAUGGUUCUUGAUCUUAUCCGCAACUUGUCACAAGCAAAGUUUGUUAAUGUAUUGGAUGGUACCGGGGAUAGCAUGUCUUUUCAAGGCAAUAAUGUUUGUCGUUUGUAUUUUCAAGAUAGAAAUAAAGAUCAUGAAGGCACACCUCUCAGAAAUUUCACGGGUAUAUCACGAGUGAGGUCCAUUACUAUCUUUACAUCUGCUAUUAAUAUCAUGCCAUUCCUAUCAAGGUUUGAAGUUCUGCGUGUACUUGAUUU